Lutzomyia longipalpis is the source of this 1267-nucleotide messenger RNA. RefSeq names its product carbohydrate sulfotransferase 11. Bases 1 to 981 code for a protein of 326 amino acids. Lineage: Eukaryota; Metazoa; Arthropoda; Insecta; Diptera; Psychodidae. Gene Ontology annotation, molecular function: sulfotransferase activity. Gene Ontology annotation, biological process: carbohydrate biosynthetic process. The transcript has a single exon. The record is from RefSeq and is a predicted model, not a curated record. Gene Ontology annotation, cellular component: membrane.
AUGGCUCUUAUGCGAAAUUGUUACCAUUUUUGGUUGAUACUGCUUCUUUAUGGCAUGCGGAGGGUAAUGUCUCAGCUAGAACCAAACAAUAAUCUCAAAAUUAAUGUACAUGGCUUGGAAUUAACUCAAGCGCAAAAUAUUCAGCGGCAGGAGAUGCUGCAGAAGAUGUGUGACUCUCUCAAUGGGGCAAAAGUUCCCUCAAACGAUGAUCUCACGGAGCAACAAAUGGAGCAUUUGCUUGUGGAUAAGAAACACAACUUCCUCUAUUGCUAUGUGCCUAAGGUGGCAUGUACAAAUUGGAAAAGAGUGCUAAUGAUACUCACAGAUGCCUGGAAUGGCACUGAACCACUUGAUAUUCCCGCAAAAUUAGCUCACUCACCAGGAAUAUUUGUAAAAUUCAGCGCUCUACCAGACGAGGAGAAGGCGCAAGUUUUAGCCGAUUAUACACGCUUUAUUAUCACUCGGCAUCCCUUUGAACGCUUACUCUCGGCCUACAGGAAUAAAUUAGAGGGUAAUCUUUCAAGUGCUCAAUACUUUCAAGCUCGUGUUGGGCGCCAGAUAAUAAAGCAUUUUCGCCCAAAUGCCAGCAACUUGUCACUCGCUACCGGGAAUGAUGUCACAUUCAGCGAAUUUGCACAGUACCUGCUUACACCGGAGUUAAGUAUGAAUUAUCAAGGAAAUCAGUCAUUUAACGAGCACUGGGAGCCCAUUACCAAUCUAUGCAAUCCCUGCUUAGUAAAGUAUAAUGUUAUCGGAAAGUAUGAGACACUAAUUGAGGAUUCAGCGUUGGCACUACACCUCAUAAAUGGAACGGUGACAUUUCCUGCAGGUCAGAGGACAUCUGGAACGAGUGAACGGAUGCGAACUUACUUUGAUACACUGCCUAUUGGGAUCUUGAGGGGUCUCUAUCAACUCUAUGAGAAGGACUUUAAGCUAUUUGGCUACAGUCUAGAUGAUGUAUUAGGAUUUGAAUUGGGAUGACUUAGAAAAUUGACUUUGGUUGAAUACAACCAUAUACUUAAAAAAUGAAUUACAGGAUCAACACGUUCAUUUAUCCAGAAAUUAUACUAUGUGUGUGUGUGGAAGAGUUCAAUAAUUGUGAUAUCAAAAUUGUUGAAAAUACAUGUUUUUAUACCAUUUCUUUUAUUUUGAAGUUGGUAAAAAUUCCCUAAAUUGUAAAUAAUAAAGAAAAUCUUAUACAAUAUAAAAAUAUUUAAGAUAAUAUACAAAUUGUAGUACAAAACAAAAUUAAAAUAUUUAUCCGGAA